This is a messenger RNA of Tripterygium wilfordii, 975 nucleotides long. RefSeq lists its product as uncharacterized. Bases 1 to 975 code for a protein of 324 amino acids. The transcript is spliced from 2 exons. The record is from RefSeq and is a predicted model, not a curated record. Lineage: Eukaryota; Viridiplantae; Streptophyta; Magnoliopsida; Celastrales; Celastraceae.
AUGAUAAAUUACAACAAAACUAGUCUGUAUUUCAGCAGGUUUACUCCUACUCCACUUCGGACCAAGCUGAGUUCAGUGAUAGGGGCAGAAGAGGCUCAACAAUACGAUAGAUACUUGGGUUUACCGGCCAUGGUGGGAAGAUCUAAACGGAAUGCAUUCAGUUAUUUGGUGGAGAAAGUGAGAAAGAGAAUUACGAGUUGGUCGCAUCGCCAUCUAUCUCAGGCAGGGAAGGAGAUUUUGGUGAAGGCCGUGUUACAGGCGAUUCCUACAUAUGCAAUGCAAUUAUUCAAGCUACCACAGAGUUUACGUAAUGAGCUCGAUCAACUGUUGCGUCAAAUAUGGAGGGGGAGUAAUUCUAAUCAGAAGGUUCAUUGUUGGCUUGCUUGGACGAAACUGUGUUCACCAAAGAGUGUUGGAGGGAUGGGAUUUCAUAAUUUUGAAGCUUUCAAUGAAGCCUUGCUAAACAAGGACGGAGGAUUUUUACAAAUCCAAAUUCCUUGCCCAGUAAGGUUUUGCAAGCCAAAUAUUUUCGCAGCUCAGAUUUUUGAAGUGUCAAGAAAUGAUAAUUGGCUCUCAAUGCCUCUUAUUUAUGGAGAUAUAGCAAGGCAUUUAGGCUUCCAGAGGAGUUCUUGUGUGAGUUCACUGAUAGAUUGGGAAGUUGGGUGGUGGAAUAUCAGUCUAAUUGAGCAGGUCUUUCAUUCGGAAGAAGGCCAGAUGAUCUUAAAACAGUCAUUGGGUUCCAGAUUUAUCUAUGAUUCGGUAUGCUGGUCAGGGACUACAAAUGGGCAAUAUUCUGUGAAGAGUGGGUAUCAUAGGGCUAUGAAAAUCAGAGGUAGGAGUUUGGCGACAUCUUCUAAUAGUAAUAACAAUGGGCAAUCUCAUUUGUGGCAGUCUAUUUGGUCAUUGUGUGUUCUCUGCAACAGUGGAAGAAACCUCCGAGAGAUUGUAUUAAGGCGAACUAGGAUGCAACAUUAG